This is a messenger RNA of Macadamia integrifolia, 696 nucleotides long. Its product is annotated as 50S ribosomal protein L12, chloroplastic-like. Gene Ontology annotation, cellular component: ribosome. The annotation marks the transcript as partial. The transcript has a single exon. The record is from RefSeq and is a predicted model, not a curated record. Lineage: Eukaryota; Viridiplantae; Streptophyta; Magnoliopsida; Proteales; Proteaceae. Gene Ontology annotation, molecular function: structural constituent of ribosome. Gene Ontology annotation, biological process: translation.
AAAGGAAACCAGCUUCGUUCGCCGACUUCGACUCCAUCCUCUGCGUGUCCUUCCCAUUCUUCCACCUCUUUCCCGAAGCAAACCCUAGAUUUCCCGAUUCGAAGCCCCAAAUUGUCCCGCAAAGCCAACUUCCUUCCCCCUAUUUGCGCCGUUGCCGUACCAGAGAAAGUAGAGAAGAUUGGAAACGAGCUCAAAAACCUAACCCUAGAAGAAGCUCGCAGCCUCGUUGACUGGUUACAGGAAGAGCUCGGUGUCUCCGCUGCUGCCUUCGCACCGGCGGCUGUUGCCGUAGCGCCUGGUGCCGUUGCCGAUGCGGGACCAGCCGUCGUUGAGGAGCAAACGGAGUUCGAUGUUCUUAUCGAGGAAGUGCCGAGUAACGCGAGGAUUGCAACAAUUAAGGUCAUGAGAGCACUUACGAAUCUGGCGUUGAAGGAAGCGAAGGAGUUGAUUGAAGGAUUACCGAAGAAAUUCAAGGAGGGAACCUCAGAGGAAGGGGGUGUCGAUCUUCGAAUGAACAUGAUAAAUUUUCAUAGAUUUUUAAGUUGGUGUGUCGGUCGAUCGUGGAAUUGUGCCCCUUUUUUGUUUCGAGAAACAAGCGAAACAAGUAAAACUUGUUUCGUCAUUCAUGUUUCUUGAAGCAUAAAUUGUUAUAAAUUUCAAUUUAUGUUUCAAGAAACAAGUGGAACAGAACACUUU